Rhipicephalus sanguineus (brown dog tick) is the source of this 5568-nucleotide messenger RNA. RefSeq lists its product as uncharacterized. The coding region runs from base 203 to 982 and encodes 259 amino acids. NCBI's taxonomy places the organism in Eukaryota, Metazoa, Arthropoda, Arachnida, Ixodida, Ixodidae. The transcript is spliced from 2 exons. The record is from RefSeq and is a predicted model, not a curated record.
CGGUCCGUACGGUGGCUGGCUUGCGGCGAAGCGGUGCCGUAUUUACAAGAGCCACCGCUGCCGCUAUGGCGGCAGAGCCGGCUAUAGCGCAGCGUACUGUGCGCGUCUCCGCAAAGCAACCGUGAGCGGUGCCCGACAACGCUGCUACUUGCAUUGCGUACCUCUCUGAAGGGACCGACCAGAGAGCUCGGAUGAAGCAGCCAUGAAGCUGAUUCGCUGGGUCGAGGUACACAUCGGCCGAUCACGCAGAAGGACAAAGAAGACACCCAAAAAGCAACAGGAGUCGCCCGGCUUCCCGUCGGAAAGCUGUCCUGCAGAGACCGGCUGUCGUGCCCACCUAGACGCGGAACCGCGAGCUAGCAGCCUACUUCCAGCAGGUAUCCGCACCAGCUCUCUGGCGUCACCAGCACGCCAGAGGAACCGCAUUAAGACAAACCCGUGGAUUGCGCCAAGCUCCUGCAGCUCGGCAGACUCCGGCUGGGCGGGAUCGCGUUCUUCCACCGACGGGGAUGACCCGACGGCCUCGAUGGGGUGCCUGCGCGCGGCCGAUGAUCUAUACCAGCUACCCGAGUCAGUGAGUCCCGCCCGUCGGGAGUUAACGGGUGGCAGUAGCGACGAUGAGGCCUACUCUGAGGACUUCCUUCAGUCCGAGGGAAGCAACGACGCGGCAGUGAAAACGCCGCAGACCGACUCGGCUUGUGGAAGCAGCUGCACCACGACGCCCCUGUCUGAGUGUUCCUCGCGGCUAACUGAGACGCUUGCCGACAAAGUACGCCGUCUGCAGGCCGACCGAGCUAUGGUCGAGCAGAAAAUGCUCGAGGCCCGUGUCGAGGAGCAGGCUUCGCGCUGUCAGAGGAUGCAACUCCACCGUGAAAUGAUGCAGCUUCGGAGGCUUACGCUUGUGCAUUCUUUGCAGGAGUUGCGAUCCGACCUCGAGCAGUGCGCAGCUUUCCGGAAGACCUUGUUUGAUGCUCGACGUUGAGAAGUGUUCGUGUACGUAGAACGGGCUCUGAGUCCGGCUAUGUCGUGGUAAUCUGGCUGGUAUGUAAGCGGAGACUGGCAGGUGACGGCGAUGCGACUUCCAAACGCAUUCUUACGUGCAGUGGAAACAACGUGCAGUGCCUGGACGGAAGAAAAUCGCAAGAUCAAAUCAUGUGGCUAAGUUUCACUCAUUUGAUAUGCUGGACAAGCAGUUCCUAAACGCAACACUGUUAUCACUGGAUGACCUAUCAGAUUUGAUUGCCUCACGAAUCGAUUUCCGCGCUAUUUUUGAAUACGUCAAGGCAGUUGCAGGUAGAUUCACUCUGUUAAAAAAUCGAGUAUUUGGGGAGUAUUUCUGCCACACAACUAUAAUCGUCCUCUGGCUUGCUCACGUUUCCUUUCUUGAAAACCCAGCGCUCACCACUUUACUAUAUCAAGAAUGCUGAGCCACGCUGAUAGCGCGCACGCCGUUCGCGACCGGAAAGUGCCUGGACCGCGGGGAUAACGCAAGGAAACAGGGGCGUAGCCAGGGGGGGGGGGGGGGGACCCCCCGAAAUUUUUCAAUUUCGCUUGCGUAUAUAUGCACGCACACAUACAAACGCACGCACGAACAUAUAUAAAGUAUGGUUGAACCCCCCCCCCCCCGAAAAAAAUUUAUGGCUACGCCCCUGCAAGAAAAGUACGCGAGGUAGAUGACGAUUAUAGUUGUGUGGCAUAAAUACUCCCCGAAUACUCUUUUUUUAACAGCGAAGGUGUUUAAACCGGCCAUAAAAGCUUUGGUGCGUACAAAUGUGUACAAAAAGAUACCACCAUCAUGAACGGGUGUGUGCCACAGCAAUCAGGCAAACUGGCCAACUAAAAAUGAAGAAAGCAACAGACGGGUGGCAAACACCAAUUAAGGUUUCUAGACAGGCGUAAGCAGUAAUGGAGAACAGCUCUAAUAAACCGUCGGGAUUAACCAAGUGAUACGUUUCAGCUUCGCUGAAGCAUUUGUACAGAGUGCUUCAGUGGUACGUACUGCAACGAGAGAGGGAGCGGUAAAGGCAACGGCGGCUGCGAGAAGACCCCAAAGCGAUUGAAGUAAUAAUAAAUGUUAGGUAAGUUUAAUCGUCCCAAAACCACGAUAUGAUUAUGAGAGACGCCGUAGUGGAGGGCUCCGGAAAUUUUGACCACCUGGGGUUCUUUAACGUGCACCUAAAUCUAAGUACACGGGCCUCUAGCAUUUUCGACAUGCUAGCACUUUCGCGAAUGACGGCGUGCCCGAAGAUGUAUGGGAGGUGCGAACACUCGGCUUCAGCGCGAGUUUCUGUAGUUUGGGCAUCGGUGUCGUGUUUGUGACGGUGUAACUCGAACCUCUCUGCGCUGUGAAGCAGCCUAGAAACGACCUAUAGCGUCACGCAUAUAAAGCCUAUCAAGUGUACUUAGAAGCAACCUAGCGUCACGUAGCUAAAGCCUAGAAGCAACCAGAAUCGUCCAGCUUCGCCGUUUGGCGCGAGCUGUCUAGCAGGUGUUGGUGGCAGUAGUCGAAAGGAAUUUGUUGCGGGUGUCAGUUCGGCGUUCACUGAGCGCUCUCGGAUGAAAUGCCAAGUGGUUGUGUGCCACUGUGCUCAAAACAUUCCAGGCAUGGUUGAAUUUUUCGAGAGACUCGAAAUGAAAAAAAAGAUAUACGCGGCCAGGAUUAAGCGCGACAAAUGUCAGCUUAGAAAAACAUCAUAUCUAUGCAGUGUAAGUAUUACUUCCCCGGAAUAAUUGUUUGUUGUGCCGGAGUUUUGUGACACGAGAGCGGUGACUGCAUGAAACAUAAUUUCCCUUAUAUUCUACGAUCGAGAGAAUGUUUCUUGAGGAAAAACCAAGUAAUUUAUCGGUUAGCCUAAUUACCAGCAGUGAGUUCAAACCGGCAUUAUGAUAAAUGCCCAGCUGGUGUGUGUCAGUAUGUUCAAAUCAGUCCAGGAAUGGUUGGAGACUGCUACAUUUUCCGAGAGACCCCAAAAAAUUGUCUAAUGGCAAGGAUCAAGCGCGGCAGCAAACGGUAGGGACACAAAAACGUUACCUAUAUGCAUUGUGUUGUUGUCAGCAACAUGAAGACAGUGUUGAAAACGGGAACCUACGUCAAGCAAGCAAGACAUGUGCAUGAGUGAGCUACAGUGAACUUUGAAAUCUUGUUUUGAUGUAGUUAGCCAUAAUUCAGACAUUUUGUUUAUUUCUUGUUGCCCAUUCUGAUGCAGAUUCUGCAUUAAGGAAACGCAGCUCACUAUUGCUGCCUGGCCCGAAAGGGUCGCUGCCCACGGGGAGCCACCCUGAGGACCGCGCCGUAUAUGUUGUCAGACUCGAUAUACUUGACGAUCCACAACCACGUUCACUACACACCCUUUAUUCUCCGCGCCACAUAUCCAACAUGUCCGACCCCCGCCUCGCUCCUCCCGUAGAGUUAAUGUAUAUGCUACCUUUGUACCAUAUACAGUAACUCUAUCCUCCCGUAUCCCCGCGCGCCCCCUCGCUGCUCGCCCGACACUCACGCCAUCUCGUUCCUCUGCCGUCCACCACACACAGCCUCCGAAACCCGCACCCAACGCACGCGCACUCCUCACUCCCUUAUCUCUCACAACUCUCCCCCCCCCCCCCCUUCAAAGUGUAAGUGUGAAUCCGUGGCGGAAGGGAGAAGUAAUGGUUCGUGGUACAGCGCUAACUGAUCAACAUGGGCGAUGGUUCGAUGACGUCCCGUUGCUGGGUCACUGAGGAUGAAGUCAUUUUCACCAAUCUGCUUGACCACACGAUAAGGUCCACCACGCCGCGGUGCCAACUUGGCUGAAACACCCUUGGCUGCAUCACUCAAAGUGUGAGUGUCCAAGAGCACAAGGUGCACCUUCUUUGAUGGUUGUUGACUGUCGAUGGCGAUCGUAACUUGACUUAACUGAGCCUGCCAGGCAGCUGCUUUAUGCUUCUUAGCAUACUUCAUGGCUUCUCCAAGACACUGCCUGAGUUCUGCAGCAAGCGCAUAUGGUGUGCUGCUUCUGGAGGCUUCGUGUCAUCCUUGUCGCCUGCAGGUUCCCACGGAGUGCGCAACUCUGAGGGAACCAGCGCUUUCCGCGGUGUGGGCAGUGCCGCCCUGGCGGUGAAAGCGCGCAUACUCCAGCCGCUCCCGCGGACGAGAGUGGCGACUGGUUGAGGCGAUGCGGGCGCGUAUCGCCGAAACAAAACUAAAGGAUGCUGGCGAUACUGUUGCUCAUUCAAGUGCCACAAUACGUAGAAAUGAAGGAGGAUGUAUUCUUCUGUGCUUUUCCUUCUAAAACAUACGAAUAGGAACGGAUGCGGCGUUGCAUCCCGGCAGUCAGGCGAGCACAGUACGUUCUGCUUUUGCUCUCCUGUCUAUAGUGGCGUCGGGCUGGUUUCUAAACCGAAUUGCGCGUCUCUGCUAGAUUUAUUGGAUAGUGAGGGCCACCACUGGAAACCGGGGCCAACGAGAAGAAUAUAAUCGGUGUUUUGUCGUAAAUAAAACAAAUAUUAUGCAGCAUGCGGCAUGUGUAACAAUCUUUUCAUCUCACUACCACCAAGCUCCUUCUGAUGCCACCGCGUGCAGUGAAUAUGAUACGAUAGGCAGGAAGUCUACAUUAUUUGCAAACAGUUACGCAGAAGGAAAGCUGUCUACGAGAUGCGUACGGGGGCACGGUCGCCGAAGCCGCUGAACUGUUAUGAUAAAUACGCACGCGAUGGAUGCCUCCGUUGAACUUCACUUGUGCUACAGACAGAGCUGUUGUCAUGAACAAAGCAGCGGACUACUCGAAGCUUAGCUUUCUGGAGUCAGCCGAUGCGGUAAAGCUUCUUUGUGCAUUGGCUGCCGCGGCGAAGUGACGUCGUAAUUUACGCCUCGCUAGAAAAGGGUCAAAUGUCUUGGAUUUUUACUCGCCGUUUAUUUCGCCUAACGUACGCGUACUGUUUUAGUUUUUUCGCUUGCCUGUGUCUGCUUAGAAAAAACGUGCUUGAUCAACAUCGACAAUUGCUGGCGUUUUACGUGCCAAACAAGGUAUGAUCAUGAGGCACGCCAUAGUGUGGAAAUCAGGAUUAAUUUUGACUGCUUGGCGUUCUUUAAUGUGGCGUUCUUUAAUCUCAGUACUCGGGUGUUUUUUGUAAUUCAACACAUCGAAAUACGGCCACCGUGGCCGAGAAUCUAUCCCGCGCCCUCGAGCAUAACAGCGCGACACCAUACAUGGUAUGGUGUCGCGCAACCACGGUGGUUUGCUUGAUCAACGUCCGCUUGUAAACAUACCGCGGGCUGGGCAUACAUACCACGGCAGAAAAACGUUCACGCAGAUACCCCUUGCCUCUAACGUUUUUUUUUUUGCUGCAGUAGUGUGCAGCUGGUAUCGACGCAGCACCUACUUAUCAAUGGAGGCUUGUGAGCCUGCACUAGCUUGACACAAAUCCCAGGACGCAAGCAGAGAAUGGUGACCGCCGAGUCGCCACCACGGCUCAGCACUGUCUCUACGACGCCGUAUGCACACACGUAGUCUGCUUUGCAGGGCUUGUCUCCGUUUUCCAGUGCUUUCGUGAGAAAGUAGCCUUCAGCCAAAGUUAAUUUUUUCUAAACCA